This is a messenger RNA of Podarcis lilfordi (Lilford's wall lizard), 25593 nucleotides long. NCBI's taxonomy places the organism in Eukaryota, Metazoa, Chordata, Lepidosauria, Squamata, Lacertidae. The record is from the annotation of a GenBank genome assembly.
AGUUGCAAGCUUGGCGAGAGGUGGCCGGCAAGUUAGGGAGAGAAGAGGCGGCCGCAGAGACGAAGACCAUGUGGGGAGUCUCCUGAUGCGUAAGGAAACCCCUCCUCGAACUUGGGCCAUUUGAUUUAGCGGAGGGAGACACACACAAACACGCGCGCUCCUUUUCCUAGGAUUUCCCCUCUUGGCUUCCAGCAGAGACCCAGCGGGAUCGCUUCCCUCGGCUCCUCGAGUUCAGACCCGGAGGACCGGGAGGGCAGGGCCGAGGAGGGAGGUGGGGUUCUCGGCGUUGCUACAACCAAAAGGCUCCCUUCGCGCAGCCGCCGCGUCCCUGGCACCCGAGCAAAGCAAACGUCAGUUUGUUUAACAAUCGCCGAGUAUAAAAUGCUCCAAUCAUAGAGGAGACUCGCGGAGGGGGGAAAUAAGGCUGAGGUCAGCGCAAAGCCAACAAGCAGCAGCGGAUCUCCCUUCGCCGAUCUUCCCACCUUUGAUACUCUAGGGCAGCUAAAAAGAAAAGUAAAAUACCCGGGAAGCAGGCACAUCGAUGCUAGCUGUUUUGUAGGAAGGGAAGCCUCUUUCCGCAAAGCUUCUAGAUCCAUCCUCCAUUCACCCCUGAUCUCUCUCACCUUUGAAAGGGAGCCAUGGCUGAUAGCCUGAGAAGACUGAUCAACAACGAGACCUGCAGGAUUUUACAGGAGAAGCUGGAGAACUGGUAUAAAGAUUAUCACGUGAGUGUGCGCGAACGCGUGUUUUGGAAAUCGGCGCUCUGACUAAUAACGAUGGGGAGGCAGCUAGAUGCAUUUGCGAUGUUGUCCCCUUUGAAUCUGUACUAGGCAAAAUAUUAACUCAUCUUCCCACCCCAUCCCGCCCUUGAUAAAACCGGAGCUGGCGAGGUGGAAACUGGAGGAAACGGCGAGAUCGUUUCAGAAACUAACCUUAACUACAAUGAUAUGAACAUCUUUAGGAAAGAUGGAGACGAUUAGCAUUGCAGCCAAACGCAGCUUUGUGAGUUUGAUUGAGCUUGUGGCGCGGAGAGGUCGCUUUAUGGCGGGAGAUUAGGGCAGAGCUGGUGGUGUGUUGGAAACCUCCAGCCAUUUCCCGGGAAAGUAGUAACUAAGGACGCCGGUUUUCAGCGCCAAGCAGACACUGUUGUGGUUGCCAUGGUUAUAGAACGCCACGAUACUCUGCCCGGGAAACGUAGUAAGAACAGCAAUGAUUUGCAGCGAGGGAUUGCUCAAGUCUCUUUCCCUCCUCCUCUACUGAGCUGUGAUUGAGUCUUUUGAUUCGGUUACACUUAACCACAGCUCCCCCUCGCCCGAGCACCUUAUUUUUCCUUUAUAUAUUUAACACCCUUAACUGUUUGUUUGUUUUAAGAUUGGAACUACGGUACUUCUCUACAUUUCUUCAUUUUUAAUCCUCCUAUUACCUCCAAGCAGCUCAAACCAGCGUAAAUGGCGAUUCCCGUAUUAUCCUCACAACAGCCCUGUGAGAUAGGUGUAACUGAGGAACAGCAACUUCCCAUGGUCACCCAGUGGAUUUAAUAGCUGAGAUUUGAACCCUGAUCUUUCCAGGCAAAGGCUGGAACUAAAAUGAUAAUGGUACACAUGCAGCUGUUGCCAAAAACCAGCAGCCCAGUACUGGUUCUCCCUGGAACUUCAAUUUACAUCACCAUGGUGCAUUUCCUUGCUUUCCCACCAGUAGAAACCAAUGAUUAUUACCAGCACCUUUCAGCCUACAUUCCUCUACUGGCUCUCUCUCCUCCAACUUCUGUGUCCACAUUUUGUGUUCCAGAGUAGUGGCUUUUGGACGCAUGAUGUGUCCAGCACAGUGUUUGACUUUAUAUGAGUUGGAUCUUACAGGAGUUUCUGGGAUGGUUUGCCUAUGCAUGUAUGCCACCUGAUUACCAUGGAUGGCAGACAGCAGAAUAUGUGAACUGGUUCAAGUGAAAAAGCAUUGUGCUAUAUGAUAUAUUUCAAUUCUGUUUCUGGUGAUGUACCCAUGGCAGUCUGUUUACACAUGCAGAUUAUCACCUGAUGCUGUAAGUCAUGAAGGAACUAGCGUGUGUGUGCGUGAAUAAAGCCUGGCAUCAGAUUGUAUAGAUCACAUGCUUUCCAAAAGCUAUCUAUCAAUGCAAAAUGUGGCACCUGGUAAGAUCUUCGACCAAAACACAAACAUGCCUGGCAGUAGGGCUUUUUAUAUUGCACUACACAGGAAUUAGAAAAAAUAAAUGUAAGCAUAUAGUAACUGAAAAAUAAGGUUUAAACUAAGAACAGCUUCCUCUGCUAAGGAUCUGUGUGUCAUAUUAAGUGUACAUUCAGACCAGUUUUUUCCCCUUCCACUGUGGUCACUUCAAACCGUAACCCCUGAGCUGUGGUGGCUAAUGCUAUUAUUCCUUGAGUUCUCAUGCAAGAUGUGGUAGUUCAGUAAAGGAAUCAAAAACCAUCCCAUGAUUUGUUUGUACAGAUGUGUAUUUAGAUUUUCUUUCCCCAAAAAAAUUAUUGGCUGCAACAGACAGCUCUGAACUUGAUUUUUAUUCUUGAGAGAAGUCACACUAGAAGUAAAGUGAGCAUGAAUGUCCACAUGUUAGGCAUGGACAUUUGCAGGGGUAAAGCACGUUGGUAUAGAUCUGUAAGCACAUAGCAAAGGUGCUAAGAAUUCUCUGUUACAGAAAAAGGUUUCUGUGCUGUCCUGAGUGCCACAUCCAGAUCUAAACCGAAUGUGAUCUUCACUGUGAUUGACAAUCAAACAGGAAUAGUACGUAGGGGAAUAGUACGUAGGUGGGGAGCAUAGCUGUCAACUUUUCCCUUUCUUAAGGGAAAUUCCCUUAUCCCGAAUAGGAUUCCUCGCAAGAAAAGGGGAAAGUUGACAGCUAUGGUGGGGAGUGACAACCCAUCUGUGUGCAGAGUCAAAGAUGACUUCGAAUUCCAUUUUAGAAGUACAAGCCAUGGGUCACUAGUUUCUUUCUUGAUUCUGUGGUUGGAGAUCUCUAUAUCAUGGAAUUACAGUUCCCAGGGUAAUACUGUUCAGCUGGUAUUGUAGAUAUGCCCCAUAUCAUUUCCUUAGUAAAGCAAUGGCCUAAAGAAUAUUACAGCUUGCUGGGAAUUACUAUUAGGAUUCCAGUGAUAGACUGUGGCCACAGAUAUGAUACAUUCUGGAGGUUACUUCUUUGUUCUAAUUGAUAUGCAUACCUAAGGUCCUUACUUUCUGCUGUGGGAUUUAAUAUUCCAUGACAUUUUGGCCUCUGAUCCAUUGGUUAGUAUGCAAUAUUAUUAUCUUGUUGGUCACAGGGAAUGCGAUGCAUUAUAGCUUUUAUUGAACUUAGUUCCGUUGGUGGAAGGAAUAAUGAAGGUGCAAUAUAUUGGCAAAAUUGGCAUAACCAAAGUAAUUCUAAUUUUCAGAUUAACUCAUGUGAUCAGAAUCUGACCCGAUGCUGUGAAAUCAUGGAACUGAACUCCAUGAUUCAGGGGCAGCUCUUCACAAUCCUGAAUAAAACAAGCCAAGAAGGUGAGGUUGUUCCAAGCUCUGCAUGUAUGGUUUAUGUGCAUAUAUUUAUUACAGGUGAUGGUUAGCUUGUGCCCAGAUAUUUAUAACAUUUUAUCAAUAUUUAUUGCCCUUCCUUUCUCUUUCACUCAUUGACCCAGGUGGACAUUAUGCUGGUGUGGAUACAAUAAAGUCUCGUCUGUUGCCAUGGCUGGGCACUUGUUUUUCUAGCCACACUUGUGGAAGCUCUUCUCACUUGCAGGUACAAUAAACUUUUAAUUUCCCCCUUUUUUCUAGAAUAGGUUGGAUGCAGAGAUGCACCCAUAGGAAGGUGGAAGGUGACUUUCCUGUAAUGUCUUAUUGUUACUUUUCUAAUCUAUAGCUGCUUUGUGGAAGUCUUCCAUAGUUGAGAACUGUGGCUGUUUUAUAUUUUUGUAUAAUGGAAAUAUUAGCCUAAUAAUAAUAUUUAUACCCCACUCAUCUGGCUGGGUUUCCCCAGCCACUCUGGGUGGCUCCCAGCAGAAUAAAAAAGUGAUAAAAUAUCAAACAUUAAAAACUUCCCUAAACAGGGCUGCCUUCAGAUGUCUUGUAAAAGUCAGGUACAGUGGUGCCCCACAAGACGAAUGCCUCGCAAGACGGAAAACCCGCUAGACGAAAGGGUUUUCCGUUUUUCGAUGCGCUUCGCAGGACGAAUUUCCCUAUGGGCUUGCUUCGCAAGACGAAAAUGUCUUGCGAGUCUUGAGAUUUUUUUCCGCUUUCCCCCCCUUUUUCUAAGCCGCUAAGCCGCUAAUAGCCUUUUAGCAGCUAAGCCGCUAAGCCUUUUUAAUAGCCGCUAAACCGCUAAUAGCACUAAGCCGCUAAGCCGCUAAUAGGGUUGCUUCGCAAGACGAAAAAACCGCUAGACGAAGAGACUCGCGGAACGGAUUAAUUUCGUCUUGCGAGGCACCACUGUAGUUGUUGAUUUCCUUGACAUCUGAUGGGAGGCAUUCCACAGGGCGGGUGCCACUCCUGAGAAGGCCCUCUGCCUGGUUCCCUGUAACCUCACUUCUCGCAGUGAGGGAACCGCCAGAAGGCCCUCGAAGCUGGACCUCAGUGUCCGGGCUGAACGAUUGGGGUGGAGAUCAGGCGUGCUUUGGAGGUGAAAUUUCUUAUUGGUGAGGGGCUUCUCUCCACUUUCAAGUAGACUUUGCUGUGUAGCAAACAUUGUUGAUAGAAGCUAAUUUCUCCCGAAGCUUGUGUUUCCUUUUACUGAAUAAAAUGCAAGCACUUUAUUUAAAAUCAGUUUAAGAUAUAUCACAAUAUUUCUGAACCAUUAACAGAACUCCCUGCCUGCCCCCCGCCCCCGGACAUACAUUCAUUUCUAGCUUUUACACACUGUGUUUCUACUUCACUGUAGGAAUCACGUGAAAAAGACAGAUGGAUGAAGGAAUUGGCCUGCACCCGGGACCAGGAAAUACAUCAGCUGGAGAAAGAGCUGAACAGCACUCGUUUACAGCUCAGUUUUGUACAACAAGAGUAGGACAAUUAACUUUUUUCCAUUCAUACAUUUUUCGUGCACUAAGGUGUCGAACUAUAAGGAUAAGUGGAAUUGCAGUUUUGUGGCUGUAGUGAAAGCCUUUUAAGCCACCACAUGGUGGUGAAAAGCCACUUUUAAAAAUAAUAUUUCCACAAUGACAUUUCCAACCCACCUUUUCCUAACUGGACUUUGUUAAUUGCAUCUUUAUCUAAGUACAAUAGUACCUUGGUUCACAAACGCCUUGCGACGUGAACGUUUUGGCUCCCAAACGCCGCAAACCCGGAAGUGAGUGUUCCUGUCUGCAAAUGUUCUUUGAAACCCGAACAUCCAACAGGGCUUCCACGGCUUCCAAUUGGCUGCAGGAGCUUCCUGCAGCCAAUCAGAAGCCGCGCCUUGGGUUCUGAACAUUUUGAAAGUUGAACGGACUUCUGGAACGGAUUCUGUUCGACUUCCGAGGUACCACUGUAAUGGCUGUGAUGAUUCCACAGAUGUAGAAUAGAAGCAUGCCUGUAAACUGCUUAUGUGGGUGGACCACAUGAACUUAUGAAGCAUACUGAACCCCCCAACAGUUCACAUUUAUAGGAUAAUUCAACCGGUCCAGUCCCCUUCUGUCAAUGCAGCUCAGAAGGUUGUUUCUGGGUCCAGGAUCGGUUGGUGCUACGUUGACAGUUUCCUGUUUUUGGUGCAGAAGUUUCCCAGAUGAAAGGGUACUUCUUUAUUUAUUAUAUUCCGGUUACAAGCUAUAAUGUUGACUCAAGAGCUUGAAUAGUAUUGUGUGAGCAUGCCCUAGAUCAAAAGACAUACAACCAAGUCUUUUAUUUCAUAAUAUACCAGUAAUGUGCUCUUCGGUGACAUUUUAGCUAAUCUCAGGUGAAUAACACAAUAUAUCUGUUAUACGUUUAUAGCAUUCUUUUUUAAAAGCUGAACGGAAUUCGCUUCUUUCACAACGCUGGAAAUGAGUCCCCUAAAGCUUAUUUUCACUGUUGCAGCCAGUCAGUUUCUGAAAGUUCAUCUAUAUAGACAGCUUUUCAGUUUAAUCUAUUGACACACGUUCAGAAUGAUCUUCAAUGUAGGGAGUGAAAUUGCAAUUGCUUUUAGAUGUGUGUUCUGUUUCUUGAUAGUGUGACACGUUCAAAUCAAUUACUUCAACAACCUUUGUUGUAUCUCUGUCCUUUCACCUUUGUUCUAAUAAUCACGCACGGUGCUUUUUUUCUAAAAAAAAAGUUUAGGGGUACUCUCGUUUUCCUACUCAUAUUGAAAUACUGCCCCUCCAUGAGGUCAAACUUAGAUUCAGAAAAUGUUUAGGGCUAUGCAUCCCCCUGGGAAAAAGCACUGAUCACACACACAAAACAACAACAAUGGUUUAUCACGGCUGUGUGAAAGAAUUGGUUCCCUUUCUCUGUACAGCCUGUGUAUGAAAGAAGACAUGAGGAAUUGAUACAGAGAUAAUCUAUUGAAUUGGGAUUUGAGGAGGGAGUGUGUAUAUGAUUGUUUUUGUGUUUGUGUAGGCAGCGGAAUGAAUAAGCAGUGUUGUUAGAUGGUGUUUGCCAAUCUGUGAGAAGUAUGGACACAGAUUUAACGAUCAAUUCAUAUGCUAGGAUGAAUCCAGAGCCUAUGCUUUGUACUGUAUAGAUGGUCAAACGUUCACUUUCCAGCCAUCUCCAGUUAAAGGAUCUCAGGGAUCAAACCUGGGGAAGAUCGCUCCUGGAGUCAAUGGGCCAAUGGCGUAAGACAGGUUCAAAUGCUGGUUUUUGAGAGAAGUGACCUGAAAUACAUGCUUGCAGCAGGUGUACAAAUACUGGCUUUUGUAAGCAAAAUUGCCUAAGCAUAAAAAUUGCCCUGAGUUUGGAAUUGGUGUUUGUUGAUGUUUACUGCUGUGGUUGUUAUAGCUGAUGUGCUUAUGUGUUGACGGGCUGGCUCUGCAGUGUACUUGUUUUUCCAAAUGCAAAUACCCUUCUAAGAUUUUAUUUCCUGUUUCGUUGCAUGCGUUAGCAGAAUUUGUGCCAUUUGUAUUAAAGGCGUAUCUCUGGGUGUUGAUUUCUCUUGCAGUUUAGCAGAAGCCCAGGUGGCUCUUGAAGACACAAAGGCCAAAUCCGCCACCACUCUUUUGGCAGCAGAGGAUGAAAUUGUUCAGCUAAAAGCAGAGUAAGGAAAACACGGUGGCUGGCAAAGUUGGUUUUGGAUUAUCUUUGUGUGGUUGGUCACAUUGGUUACAUUUGUAACAUCACAGUGCUGUGAAAUGAACGUGGCUUGUUGUUGCAUCUGAACAAGGAAUAAGACACAGUUUAUUUAAACAAGCCGGCUUCAUAACCCAUGAUUUGAAACUGGCUUGUUUUGAAAUUUACUGUAGUUAGCAAUAAACAGCAAAGCUGCGUUUGGAUGAAGUAAUAAGCCAAAUUCAAUGGAAACUGAAAGAGUGGGGGGGGGGGAGGCUUCCAAAUUCUUCAUCCUGGCUGUGCAGGAGAAAGACCAUGGGAGCCCAGGGCUUGCUCAGGCUUGUUGCGACUUGUGCAUGUUGUGCUAAAUCAUGGUUUAGUGGGAUGUACAAACACAGCCAUUGUGUGAUGUUGAUUCCCACUGCCCCAUUUUCUGUUGCUCUAGGCCAGGGUUUCCCAAACUUGGGUCUCCAGCUGCUUUUGAACAUCAUCCCUAGCUAGCAGGACCAGUGGUAAGGGGUGGUGGGAAUUGUAGUCCAAAAACAGCUGAAGAACUGAGUUUGCUUUAGGCAAAUGCUGAUGAAUCUUCCUCCCAGUACCAAUCUCUGAAAAGAAGAGCUUUGGUUAUAAUGUGAGCAAAAUAUAAUCAUGUGUGGCUGGCUAUUUUUAGUUGGUUUACGAUAAUGGGGCUUACUUGUUGCCCUCUGGAAAUCACUGGACCCCAACUUCCAUCAGCCCUGGCCUUCUUGGCCAGUUGUCAGGGAUUAUGGGACUUACAACAACAUUUGGAGGACCACAGGUUAGCCACGUGUGGUUAACAAUAUAUGUUGACACUGCAACUUUCAAUUUGCUGAGCUGCCAUAGUUUUUCCCAUUGAAUAUCGGCCAUAACUUCUCAGUACAAAUCUGCAAUUCUCUGAAUUCUUCUUAAACUAUUUCAUGGGUGGUGUAGAUGUGCCCCCACGGUCUUUAAGCACAUCAAGCAUUUAUACAUAGUUUCCUCUGGUUUUCAGCAUAUCUUUGCCUGGCAAAUUGCAGCUUAGGCACAUCUUUUAUAUUUGCAGUAAUCUGUGUAGAGAAAACUCAAGCCUAUGAUGCAUUUUGUUUCUGUUCUUCCUGAAGCAUGAAUGUCCCCAUGUAAGAAAUCUGAGGCAGUUUGAGGUCAGAUACAUGACUCUUUGGUUGUGGUGCCAAUGUGCGUAGAAAAUCAAUUAGCCAUGCCUUGUGUACUGAAUGGUUUGGGUCUUGUUACUCCUCAAAUCCAAAUGAAAGUCUGUUCAAGUUACUUUCAUUGAUGAUCUUAAAUUAGCUUAUCUAAGCUAUGUCGCUAGAUUUUUCCUGACAAACACACGACACUGUUCUUGUGAUUUAGGUGAGCCUGUUUUUCUAUAAUUAUAACUUGUUGAAAAUGUUGCCUGUUCUCUAAUAUCAGUCUUCAGAGUUGGUUUCCCCCUUUACAGGGGAGACAUCAAGUGUAGAAUACAGUGGUACCUCGGGUUAAGUACUUAAUUCGUUCCGGAGGUCUGUACUUAACCUGAAACUGUUCUUAACCUGAAGCACCACUUUAGCUAAUGGGGCCUCCUGCUGCCGCCGCGCCGCUGGAGCACAAUUUCUGUUCUUAUCCUGAAGCAAAGUUCUUAACCUGAAGCACUAUUUCUGGGUUAGCAGAGUCUGUAACCUGAAGUGUAUGUAACCCAAGGUACCACUGUAAUUGAAUGAUGAUAGAUCAUGUGAUAUAAAUGUAUUACAUUUGUACAUAUGCAGCACAUGACUACACAAAAUGUAUAACUUUGUGUUUUGAUGUGUGUGUGUGUGUGUGUGUGUGUGUGUGUGUGUGUUUGAAAGCUGUCUCUUGCUAAAGGAUUAUUUAUUUACUUAAUUUUUUUAUAGCCUGCCCUUCAUAAAUAUAUUGCCAUAAAAAGUUAAAAAUACAAUAUCAUAAAAUAAGAUCACACAAGCUCAGAUUAUUGGUGAUCACCCAGUCCCCCCGCUGCACCCAGACAACAGUCCCGCUUGUGUACAGCCUCCCUGACUCAGAUGUUAUGGAGAAGUAGAGCUGUGUGUCGUUGGCAUGUUGAUGACACUUUGUCUUAGAAUUAGUGCACACAGUGGCUUCACAUAGGUGUUAAACAGCAUUGGGGCAAAGUUAUUCCUUGUGAGACACCACAGCACAAAGAUCAUGGAGCUGAAACACAGUCAUCCAAUGCUACUAUCUGAGUAUGACCUUCUAGGUAGGAAUGGACCUGUUCUAUAACAGUGCCCUAAAUACUCAUCACCCAGAGCUGGUCCAGAAGGAUGCCACGGUCUCUGGUAUCAAACCCCAAAGAGAGAUUGAGAAGCAGAAGGAGGCAGGAUGAGGAGGUUCUUGGCUUGUAACAUAUAUACCCUAAGCAACUAUACUACAUAAUUACCGGUACAUCCCUAAACCUAUUUUUGUGGCAUUACAACUUGAAAAGUGAGUUGAGAAAUUUCGCGUUGCUUUUGGUGGGCAAAAAUGGUUGGUUUAUAUCUAAAAUGUACAUACGACAAGCUUCAUUUUGCACUCCCCUUGCUGCAUAGUGAUCACUCUGAAAUUCUUCAUGGUUUUAUAAGCUCUUUCAAAUAGAUUACUUGGUAUAGUUUAAAAGCAGGAUAUUGAUUGCUGUAGAAACACCUCUUUUGAUUGGAAUUAUUUUUUGUGUGUAUGUGCUAAAGGCUAAAGGCUUCUCGGGUAAAAGAAGAGUGUGCUUUGAAAAAUCUGGACCGAAUGAGUGAUUAUGAGCAGCAGCUUCAAACCCUGAAGGAUGAGAUUGCCAUCCUUGGUGCUCAAAAAUCUCUUCUCCAAAACAGGUAAGGGUUUUCAUCUGAUUUAAGUAGCCACGAAAACCAACAAAUUAGUACCAUUUGCACAAGGAGAUGAACUUCCCUCCCUCUCCUCAUGCACCUUCUGUGCGCCUUCUAAAUCGGUUUUUGGGGUUUCCCCCAGCCCUCCAGAGCAGAUUUGGGGAGGGCAUGGGCCCCUUGGGGAGAGAAGGAAGAAGACAAGUUCCAUUGUGUGAAAAGAACUGCUUUGUCGUCUAUCGACCUAUUAUGGCUUGGCUCCAGAGAUGCUAUGCUUCAAGUUAUCUAAGGGGGACUUUAGAUAUCUAUUGAUGGAACUGAAAAAAAUUGUAGCUCAGAGCAAUGGAUUAUUUCAUGAUGAUGGCAUCAGUUUACACAAUGCUUUGUAGAGUAAUGUAAGCAAAGAAAAAUACAGGUCUCUCUCCAGGCAUAACAACAAUCAUCUUUAAUGAAUAAACUGGUUUUGAAAGUUCUCUUUCUCUAAAUUCUGCUUCUUGAGAUAAUAGGCUAAACCAGAGAUGGAGAACCUAUGGCCCUCUAGUUAUUGCUGGGCUACAACUUCCCUUAUCCCUGACCAUAGGCCAUGCUUUCUGGGGCUGAUGGGAGAGGCCCACAGGUUCCUUACCCUUGGUCUAGAACAGCCUUUCUCAACCUGUGGGUCCCCAGAUGUUGUUGAACUACAACUCCCAUCACCCUAGCUAGCAAGGCCAGAGCUCAGGGAUGAUGGGAGAAGUAGUCCAACAACAUCUGGGGACCCACAGGUUGAGAACCGCUGGUCUAGAACAUACAUUUGUAAGGAUAAAGAUCUUCCAUUAAUGUGAUUUUAAAAUUUUGUUCCAGACUUGCACUAAGCCGAUCUCCUUCCCCGAGAUCUAUCCGAAGCAGAUCACCUAGUCCGCUUCCCAAGAGAAGUUCCUCACCUGGACGAGCGAGACUUACAAACGCCUCCCGACAUGCUCGCCUUGUGGAACGCUUCAGUGACAUUUAUGCUCAGGAGCGCUUGGAUGCUCAAAGCCUCCUGAGAAGUUAUGUCGACGAUCUGGAGAUGGUUCAGAGAAUAAUCUAUACUGCAGUUGUGGUAGGAAGUGUAACAAUAUUUCUUUUCAGAGUCACUCACUCACAUAACCUAGUGGUAGACAAACCUUAUUUUUGCAUCAGCUGGAGUCGACAACAGUCAGUUGGCAAUCCUAAACACACCUAGGAGUGAGCUCUGUUUAACUCAGUGCAGUCUGAGCAGACAUAUACAGGGUUGCACUGUCAGUUCAUUAGCUUCUCUUUCCAUUGCGGGAGUUUCUGGCAUCUGGUCUCACUGCUGAAAUGGAAAGUUAUUGUAAACCUCUAAUAUGGCAAGCAGUCUCAUUUUAAAAACUUGUACUGGUAUAGAGGAGCUUAGGAAUGAAUGGGAUCACAUUUGAAGGUAAAACAGAGUGGAAUUGUGGCUCAAGGCUGGUAGAAUGCUUCCACAUAUACUCUUACAAACUAGUUUUUAAAAGCCUUCUUUAUAGCCAUAUCAUAGAGAUUGAUCAACCAACUCUGGGUUCUCCGAGGGGAAACAGACCCAAUUCACUUUGUGACUGUCUGGUGGUUUUUUUGUUAUUUAUUUAAGAACCCAACAGUCACACGGAUGGCAAAUUCCAUCCAAAUAUGAUUUUGUCUGGUGCUGUUUUUGAUUAUAGGUGUUUUUGAUCUGCUGUUUAUGCCUUGUCUUGGAAUAUUGCUGAAUUGCCUCUUUUGUACAAGUUUCUUUCAUCUUUUUUAUAUAUUUCAUCUCCUUACCUGACCAUGUUCAGUUUUCUAUCUUUCUUCUUUCUUCUUUGAAGUAGUAGAAUACUUUGUUAGUUUUUCUGUAGAUUUAAAUUUUUUUAAGACCCCUGGAGCAGAAGUGAUGAUAACUUGCCAUCACGGAAAGAUAUGGUGGCAUAACUUUUUGUGUCGCAAGGACUCAAGGGCUAUUAUUGGAUGUCCAGAUGCAAGCUCUGGAGCUGGAGCUGGAGCAGGGUUACUAUAUAAGAUGAAUUAUCACAUUGAGGAGCAAUUACUCUACCUGUGAAGUUAGGAUUCAGAAAAUUUACCGUAUUGGCCCGAAUAUAAACCUGACUUUCCCCCCCAAAUUCCGACCGUGAAAAGCUAAAGUGUAGCUUAUAUUCACAACCUUAUGCCACCAGCAAAGCAGCGCAGCUUCCCCCCCCCCCCCCCAGGAAGCAGCCCAGGUAUUUUUUUUUUCUUUUUGAACCCCCUUCAAUUUUAAAAGUGCGGCUUAUUUGCGGGUGCGGCUCAUAUGCAGGCCAAUACGGCAAAUGGCCUCUGUUUUCUUGGGCUUUUAGAUGUAACUAACUAUUUUAUCAUUUGCAGGAAUCUUUCCGUGCCGCAAAGAUGGCCUUCAGACAGUUCAAAAUGCGUGUUCGAAAAACCCUGUCCCUAAGUUACUCAGGGCCUGAAUCGCUUGAAGACAUGGUCAUGGACUACAUUGUUCGCCAGGAGGAUCUGUACGAUGUUCAAGCCAGCGUCUGCGUAAGUCUGUGAGAACAUUCUAUCCCUUUGGAUAAUAGUCAUACCAUGGCCACCUUCCCAUUUUGACUCUCUGGCAUCCUAUCUACAUAACCUAGCAAUUCUAAAAUACAGACGUGCUUUUACUCUCGCAAGAUUGAAUGUGUAUUGCCCUCGGCUGUACUUGAGGCACGAUUCCAACAGAUUCCACACGAAAAACGCUUAUGUCCCUGUGGAGAUGGCAGUACCGAAUCAGUGGCACAUGUCCUUCUGGCUUGCACUCUUUAUAAAGACUUGAGGAAUAAGGUUAUCACUUCUCUUUUAUUGUCCAUUCUGGGUCGCCCAGCCACUGCCACAGUGUCCUUUCUCUUGGCAGAUCAAGAUGAGCAGAUGACAGCAAAGGUUGCAAGGUUUUUAGCUGGAGCAAUCAGUAUAAGAUCCACUAUUUGACUAUUGAUUCAAAACCCUAAAAUGUAUUUUAUAUAACUGACUUUUUAUUUCUAUUCUUUGUAUAUCGUAUUGUUGUUUUAUUGCUAUGGCCAAUGGCUGAUGCAAAUAAAGAUUCAUUCAUUCAUUCAUUCAAAACAUUGUAUCCUACCAAUGCUCUGCUUAGCUUAAUGAAACUUGAGAAAUGUGUAGAUGAUACCUUCCUGCCACCCUGCUCCCAAGAAACCACCAGUGAACACCAUGUACAUAUGACAACUUUCAUGAGUAGGGCAAUUGACACUUUGGACACAUUAAUUGUAUUCUCUCUCACUUACAAAAAUUUUGGUAAGUUCAGUUUUGUGCAUUUUCUAGAAAAUGAACCGUUUCUGUCCCUUUCCUUUCAGGAGGUCAUUCGUGCAAUGAAUAUCAACCCUAAGAUUUCCUUCCCACCGGAAACCGAUUUUAUCAUGAUCAGCGGCUUAAUACGCGAGUUGUGUCGCGUCGCCUUUUCAAUGCAGACUUUGGAUCCUCCACUUGACAUUUCUUUUGGUACGGAUGGAGAACUUUUCAGCGAGUACAAGUGAGUGGAAUGAAAGUAUGCGGUCUUGUGUUUCCAGUGGAAAAAUAAAGUGUGCCAAAGUUAUGGCAGCGCGUAAGGAUAGAAGAAGAGCCUGCUGGAUCAGCCCAGUGGCCCAUCGACUUGCACAUCCUGUUCUCACAGUGGCCAGCAAGAUUGCCUAUGGAAAACCCCCAAACAGGAUUCGAGCAUAGGAACAACCUUUCCCCUCUUGUGGUUUCCAAAAGCAUAUUCAAAAGCAUUACUGCCUCCAAUCAUAUGUCAGUUCUGUUUGUACAUGCUGAAUUAGAGCUAAUUUUAAUAAUAAUGAUAAUAAUAAUAAUAAUAAUUUUAUUAUUUAUAUUCUACCCAUCGGGUUGGGUUUCCCUAGCCACUCUGGGCAGCUUACAGCAUAUAUAAAAACAUAGUAAAACAUCAGACAUUAAAAACUUCCCGCAACAGGGCUGCCUUCAGGGGUCUUCUAAAAGUUGUGCAGGUCUUUAUCUCCUUGACAUCUGAAGGGAAGGUGAUCCACCGGGAGGGCACCACUACCAAGAAGGCCCUUAGCCUGGUUAUUGUGAAUGUUAAUGUUAAUGUUAUUGUGAAUGUUAUUUAAUACAGUCAUACCUUGGAAGUCAAACAGCUUGGUUCCCAAACAUUUUGGCUCCUGAACGUUGCAAACCCGGAAGUGAGUGUUCCAGUUUUCGAACUAUUUUUGGAAGUCGAAUGUCCAGCGGGGCUUCCGAUUGGCUGCAGGAACUUCCUGCAGCCGAUCAGAAGCUGCGCUUUGGUUUCUGAACGCUAUGGAAGUCAAACGGACUUCCAGAAUGGAUUCUGUUUGACUUCCAAGGUACGACUGUAGUUAUAAUAAGUAAUUAGAAACUUGGCAAGGUGCAUUCUCUUGUUAGUCACUUCGUACACAUAUGAUCAGAAGUGGCCUGUGCCACAUUGUGUACGUACAUUGCCGCUCAGGACCACAAUGUCUCAAGGACCACCUCUCUCCAUACAAACUGACCCAGACCCUGAGAUCAUCAUCUGAGGCCCUUCUUCAUGUGUCUCCUCUGAAAGAGGUCUGGAGGGCGGCAACAUGAGAAUGGGACAGGCCUUUUCUGCAGUGGCUCUCUGUUUGUGGAAUGUCAGCUCUUUUCUAUGAACCUCUCUGAGACCUCUAGGUAUAGGGUGGUAUAUAAAUUCAAUAAAUAGUAAUAAUAAUAAAAUUACAUAUCCUUAUGUACCAGGCAAAAAAUGUUUCUCUAUAACCAGGCCUUUGGCUGAUUUAACAUUCUUUGGCCUUUUAAAUGUGUUUGUGGGAGGGGGUGUUAUUGUUUUUCUUUUAUUAUGUAUUCACCUGAUUUUUUAAAAAGUUAAUUGGGAUAGCUCCAUGUGCCCUUGUUCUGAAUUACUUGAAAGAAGAUGGAAUAAAGUAACUGCAAGAGGAGCAUGUGGACUGCUAACUCUGCUGUAAGCUAAACCUCUUUGCACCUCACCAGAUAUCGUCGCAGCUACGACUCUGAAUUUACAGCUCCCUUGGUGGCCUAUCAUGUAUGGCCUGCUCUUAUGGAAGAAGAUACUGUCCUGGUGAAAGGAGAGGCAGUCACAAGAAGAGGCGCUGUGGUAGGUAUUCUUCAUUACUCUGGUAAAGAUUUAAACUCAUAGACUUGGAUCCUAAAUUGCUUUCCAGUAAUGAGGUGGUGAUUACUGCCAACUCCUCUUCCAUCUGCAGGCCCCUGUGACAUAUCCCAAGCCAUUCCCAAAGGCCCCAAACCUCCAGGAGAUUUGGGGCAAGGCACAGGGCUCUGCAGAGGGGAGAGGGAGGCUGAAAAAGCCCUGCUCUGUGAACAUAGCUUUGCUUUAUUUACAGAAGCAAAGUUUGGGUCCAGGUCAUAGAUUCUAUCCCAGAAAUGUCUGAAUGAAGCAAUUCACAAACUAGCUGGUAUUCUGGAGCACCAGCUCCUUCCCAUGAGUAGUAUCCUUGCCCCUAGGCGACACCCUUCUGUGUGGUAGUCAGAAGGGUGAAUCCAUGAGCAGAGAUCUGUUUCUGUUUGCUAAUCUAUCCCACCGAGUUUGGCUGAUUUAUGUUGGAGAUGUCUUUACUUAUUUUAGGCAUUUAUAUACCACCUAGUUACAGUCGUACCUUGGAAGUCGAACAGAAUCUGUUCCGGAAGUCCAUUCGUCUUUCAAAACAUUCAGAAACCAAAGUGCGGCUUCUGAUUGGCUGCAGGAAGGUCCUGCAGCCUAUUGGAAGCCCCGUUGGACGUUCAGGUUCCAAAGAAUGUUUGCAAACCGGAACACUCACUUCCGCGUUUGCGGUGUUCAGGAUCCAAAAUGUCUGAAUACCAAGGCGUUCAGGAUCCAUUGUAUGACUAUAUUUGCAUUUCUAAAAGGUAAGGGUAAAGGGACCCCUGACCAUUAGGUCCAGUCAUGACCAACUCUGGGGUUGCAGCACUCACCUCGCUUUAUUGUCCGAGGGAGCCGGCGUACAGCUUCCGGGUCAUGUGGCCAGCAUGACUAAGCCACUUCUGGUGAACCAGAGCAGCUCACGGAAAGGCCGUUUACCUUCCCGCCGGAGCGGUACCUAUUUAUCUACUUGCACUUUGACGUGCUUUCGAACUGCUAGGUUGGCAGGAGCUGUGACCGAGCAACGGGAGCUCACCCCAUCGCAGGGUGAACUGCCGACCUUCUGAUCGGCAAGUCCUAGGCUCUGUGGUUUAACCCACAGCGCCACCCGUGUCCCUUCAUUUGCAUUUCUAGUUGUGUACAUAAAAAACAUCCACAGAAAGCAAGGAGGGGGCCUGAUUAAUGUCAGUUGGGAUAGAGUUCCACAGGCUUGGAGCCUCUACACCAAACACAUUGUUUCUAGUAGUUACAAGCCAUGCAUCUAAGCUGUGGGGAACCAUCAGCAGAGCCUCUCUCAAAGAUCUGAGUGACUGGGCUGGGAUAUAAGGUAGUAUCUAAGAUAUCCUGCAACAUGUAAGUUAAUACAAGAACUGUGAACCUUACCCAGUAACAUAUGGGCAACCUAUGGCCCUCCAGCUGUUAAUUGAACUCCCAGCACCCAUCAACCCAGCAUGUUGUGGAUUACACCAACAGUGGUUUGGAUUAUGACACUGACAUUGGUAUGUUUCUUAUUAGUCAGUCCCUUUCAUGACUGAGCUGAGAAUAUGCUUGGAGCAGUUAUCAAGAAGUAGUCCCUUCCACCAAUGUAGGCUGUUAUACUGCUUUGCACAACCUGUAGUUCCAGUGGUGUUUCCAGAAGGAGCUGAGAUUUCAAAGGGGCUUGUGUAUGGAACAACUCCCAAGAAUAUAAUAAUUUUUUUGUACCACACCAUCUGGCUGGGUUUCCCCAGCCUCUCUGGGCGGCUCCCAACAAAAUAUUAAAAAUACAAUAAAGCAUCAAACAUUAAAAACUUCCCUAAACUGGGCUUCCUUUGGAUGUCUUCUAAAAGUCAGAUAGUUGUUUAUUUCCUUGACAUCUGAUGGGAGGACAUUCCACAGGGUGGGUGCCACUACCGAGAAGGCCCUCUGCCCGCACAUGAGGCCUUAACUGGGAAGCACGUUAGAGUCAUGCGAAUCCAGCCUUUUCUUUCGGAGAGCAGCCUUCCUCUUACAUAAUGUGACCACAGUGACUGCUGCUUGCUUAAUAUACCUUUUCUCAUAUUCUAUAUUUUGUUUCAGUGGUCUCAAAGGGGUAGAAGCAGAAGCCGCAGCCGAAGCCGCAGCCGCAGCUGUAGCUUGAGGCCCCUCUCUCCUAGUGCAGGCCACUCCCGACAUUUGGUAAAGUAGAAUAGCCUGAUCAACGUAAUAAUCCAAGAUAAAAACAAAGCCAGUGGUAAAUGAGAGGUAUUGCAAAAAGGAAAGGGGGCUGAGGGGGGGCGCUUAUGCCCCUUUGUGAUUUGAGCGUUGAAUGAUGAGGGCAGGCUCAGCAUGGUAAAAGAUUGGGGAUUUACUUGUGAAGGAGGGAAGUAUAGACAGAUGUGUUUACCAAUCUAUACAGGAUGGGCACAAGCCUACCCCUCAUCAUCUGUCUGCGAAUGCAUGAGAAUAUCUUUUUGGACUCAGUGGUGACUCAGUUUUGGGUAUAUUUGGAGGAAACUAGACCAAUUUCAAUCCAAUUUCAGGCAUGGUCAUAGUACCAAAUCUGCCUUAUUUAUUCUGGCUGAUGACAUGUGUCUGAAAAGAGAGAGGGGACUACAGCCCUUUAUGUUCUCCUUUAUCUUUCUGUGGCUUUUGAUAUCCUUGGCCCAGUAUCCUUCUACAACACCUCUGGGAGGUGUGGUUUGUAUCCAAAAGCUCGGGCUGUUUCUAUAAAUUAAUUAUGGGGGCCCAUUUUUUGGUGCCAUGGGAGUAGCCUUGUGGGGUUCCAUCUUUAUCCCCACAUCAUUUAACAUCUGUUUGAAACAGAUGGGGGUUGUCAUUGUGAGUGAGGUUUCCUCAAUAUGUGAGUGAUGCCCAGCUCUGUCUCUCCAUUCCACCUGAAAUCAGGAAAUGUGGUUCAGUUGCUAGACUGGUCCUGGGAGGCUUGCAUGGGCUGGAUGUGGGCCAAUGAAAUGAAACUGAAUCCUGAUAAGAAAGUUCUGAGUUCUUAGGUCCAAGGGAUGGGGAGAUUUCUUGUUCCAGGCAGGGUUUCACUCUUCUGGAGGAAACAGAUAACAUACCUUGGGAUUCCUACUGGAUUCAACAUUGCACAGGUGUCCUCAGUGGUUAGGAGUGUUUGUUUCCAGGUUCAAUUCCAGCUGCUCUCAUUAGUGACUUAAGACUAAAAUAUCUGAAAGGCCUCCCCCUUUCCUAGAUAUCCUUUCAGGUGUUAGUUUGGAAGAGGGGUUCUUUUGGUAGUUCAGCCCUCAAAGAUGCAGGUGGUGGUGGCCUGGGUGAGGGCAUUCUCUGUGGCAGCCCCUAUACUAUGGAAUUCUCUCCCCACAGAAGGGCAUCUGAAACCAUCAUUGUAUAGCUUUUGUCAUAUGCUGAAGAUGCUGCGGUUUUUAGCCCGUGAGAUAUUUUUAGGACCCACCCUAUUCUUCUAGUUGCAAAUUGUUUUAACUGAUUGUAAUAGUGUUGUAACUUGUUCUGGGACCAUACGGUCAAGGGCGGGUAAGAAAAGUAAGAAGAUAAAUAAGUAAAAGAUCAGCAUUCGUGAAUUAAUCCAUGAAUAAAAACACUGGGUGUGUUCACAGCAUGUGUUUCGACCUCAUGGCUGUUUAGGCUAAUGGAUUUGCCAUUCUGUAAUUUACCAUUGAUGUUGUGCAUACUAUAUGCACAUAUGAAAUAGGGAGCCCUCUAUUCCUUCAAAAGCUUCUCAGCACUCUCUGAAUUUAAUUUUAACAGUAUAUGUAUAAAUAGCGCACUGCUAAAUCCUUGUGACUCAAUCACCGCUGUUAACAGGCUGAGUGUUCUUGUCUGUGGCAAUGAAGGCAUGAUGUGAAGGAAUAAAAAAUGGAUACUCUUCAGCAACGUUAAUCUAUGGUCUGGUUUAACCAGUCAUAUCCUGGUUUAAUAAACCAGAAUAUGUACAAUCUCUGUGCACCUGCCCACAACCUCUUUACCUCUCUGUUCCCACAAGUGGGGGAAUUAACUCGGAAGCUGCAAUUAGCCAUCAUUUUUUCUUAUGUGUGAACUGGGAUCUAUGGUUAUUGACUUCCAAACAAUCCAGGAUUCACAUGCCAUCUUCUUUAAAUCAUGGCUUCAUAUCCUGGUUUGUUUGGAAGCCAUUAUCCAUAGUUCCUAAUCUAUACAUAACAGGAAGUUAUGCUUACCUUCCUGGGUUGUUUUCCUGCUUCAGUAAAGGGAGGAGCAAAUGAGUUAUAUACAGGUUUGUGGAGCUUGUAGAUAUCCCAUCUUCUUAAGUAAUAAAGCCACAUUAGCACGGAACCCAAAAGCAAACCAGUUAAGCAGGAUUCAAGCUGAUUUAUUGUUCCCCUUAAUUUGUAAAUUGGAUUACCUCUCAUUUUAAAUAAUGUUAACCUGGUCCAUUUCUCGCACAUAUAUAGGAGUUGUUAUUUAUUUAAUCUGUGUUCCUCCCUCCGCUUUUUCCAUGGCAGGCUUGGCAGGAAAGUGAGCACAGCUAAGCCUCUCUUCCCCACCCCUUUUGUCUCCUUUUGUGGGAAGGCAAGGAAAGCAGGAAAAACUAGCAUGUUUACUUACCGUUCAGGUUUCCCCCAUGAGACCCAUGCCUGAAGGCUGCUUCACGUACAGGAGCACCAUUCUGGUUUUUGGCCUGCAAGAUUGUUCCAUAUAAGGGGAAUAUUGGUUGUUACACGUAUCAUAAAGUGAAGAAGAAUUGCACAAGAUUUUCAGUAAGUGGAUGCCAUUUUUGAGUCUUGCCCAAUUCAAAAAUGGCCUCCAUGGAAUGCUGGCCAUGUGACAGUCAGGACAGCUCCUUUUCCAGUGGCACUAGGGUAGAGAGAGAGAUCCUAGGCUGUUUGGGAAAAUCAUAUGCUGUUCCUCCUUCCCGUGUCAACAUCGCUCCUCCUGCGAACUGGAGUAAUGUUGAUCUGGGAAAGAACUGCAGGAUGUAUAGAGAUUUUCUCCUCUUUCAGUGUGACCAAGCAGGUCCCAGAUUAUCCUUCAAAACGUGGGAAGGAGUCACACUGCAGUAUAAGAAAAGAGUCUAAGUUCCCCAGUGGUAUUAGCUGUAUUUAGCUUCUACAACAUAAUGCCUUUUUAGAAUGAGUUGGGAGGAAUAAGACUAUGUUAAUUUUUCCUGUUUUGUGUGUCUUUUAGCGAUCCCGAAGCCGCAGCUCUUCCCCGUUAAGGAGCGGGAGCCCAAGUAAGUGGGCCUGUGCAGAACUUAGACGAUCAUGGCUUUGAAAUGCUUGAGCAAUCAAGUAAAAAGAUAAUGUAACAAUCUGCAGGGUGUUCUUUUACAUAUAUACAUAUAUAUAAAAAAACAGAACACACUGGUCUUCAUUUAUGGGAUUUUCAUUUUUUUUUUAAAUGUUGUAGACAGACUUCUGGUCUUUGUUUAUAGAAUUCUUUCAUCCAAAUUGUCCCAAACCAUGACGCCUUCUUCAUAUUUGUUGUAAUUAUACAAAAUCUCUGGUAAUUAUACAAAAUCUUUUAGAGCUGCCUUUCUGGAGACUAAUGAUCUCUCAAAGCCGCAAUCCAGCAUAGAUCUAAACAACACUUAAUAUAAUACUUACGGUAAUAUAAUUGGCUCAACCUCUAAGAUAAAAGCCAGUUCCAUUGCCAUUACUACUGCUGCUAGCCCUUUGAUUGACCGCAGAUUAACCCAAAGUGCUUGUGUUCAUGCACACACAUAUGUACAUAGGUGUAGAGCCAACUACACAUUCAUAGGCCUGCUAGGGUUGGGUAACUUUCUCCACCCCGAAACAGCUUUUCUUUACUGUUUUCUGCCAGAUUGACACCAAUGGGGUGGAGGGAAAUAUGUGUGCUUGGGGUCCAAUCACACUCCAUAGAUGUGUUGGGGAAGCAAGGGAGCUUUUAAUCCAGCGGAUACAAGGCUCUCCCAACACAAUCUGUUUGCUGCUAAUCGCUCUAUGCCUGCAGGGCUUUUUGUGUGUGCAUCAGGAUUUCUGGGGUGGACAUGCUUGCCCUGUUGGCCAAGUUGCCACCCUCAAAGAGAGAGCAUUAUUGGAUCAACUUACACAAAUAAUGUCUGGAUGGCCGAUACAGUCCUAUCUUGAAGUCCUUCAAUUGCAGAAGUUUACCCCCCAAAAAAGUUACAUACUGAAAUAUGUAUUUUUCUCCAAUAGGAAUUUAGGUUAACUGGAUAUGCUUUUUUGAUUCUGUACAUCUGGAUCAAUCUGCUUCUGUGGUGCCGCUUCCAGUUCCGAGAGUACCUCAAACCUCACUUAAAAUAAUGUGAACAGCAGCUUUGAAUCACUCCAAAAGGGGAGUGAAUGGGGGAUUGGUGAUUAUUAGUAUGGGUGGUUUUGUUUUUUGGGGUUUUGGGGUUGUUGUUUUUUAAGGGAAUAAAUGCAACAAAUCUGAUUAAAACUUGCAUAGGCAUUUUUAAAAAUUUGUUUGAUUUUUAAAACUUGUUUACACCACUCUUCUAGCAACGCUUUCAGGAAAAUAGUUACUGUCACAAGGAGUGCAGUGCCAAGAUCAUCUUUAUCUCACAAUGAUACACUUCACAAGACUGUUAAGUAUUCAGCACUAUGAUACAUUGAGGCUACCACUUGAGAUACAGUACUUGGUGCUUAUUUAGGGCUCAGCUGAUGUGAAGUUAAGGUCAUUAAAGUCCCAGAAAAAUCAAUGGGAUGUAGAAAUGCUGGCUCAUGCCAAUAAAAGCUGUUGGGACAAAGCACAGUCAUAAAAGCAUAAAAUGUGAUUAAAGUGUUUGAUUUUUAAAUUAAAGAAAAAAUAACAUUUGUAUUUUGAAGAUUAUAUUCCGGCUGGUCUGUUGUCCAGUUGUAACAUUUGGUGCUGAUAACAGUGUUUUUCUUCGAAGAGACUGGGCGUUUCUUUCUCUUCUAUACCGCAAGGCUAAAAGGAACACAAUGACUGUUUGAGUCCUUGUCCUUUUACAUAUAGCUAAGGUCCACAUGGGUCGGAACAUUAUUCUAAUGAGACCAGUCUCUUAUUUCUGAUUCCGGACAUGGUGCUUGAGCAAAUUGUGGAAUUUCCUUUUGUUACUACAAAACAGAAUGAGUUUUGCAUGGUUUUCUUCACUGAAAUUAUUUUGCCCUCUGGAAGAAAAAUCUAGUCGCAUUAAUUAGUCCUCUGGUUUCCAUAGGGAGUGUAGUCAACUUUACCUUCUUCCCAAUUUAAUGUACUUUGUAAUUUUGCUGAAUACUGCGAAGUUUACAUCAAUGUUGCAAAUUCCCCAUUGCCUGCUUCAAAUAAGUGAUAGUCAUGUAGACCAACUGAAAUUGCUGUUCCACCACUGGUUUACAUGAUCUGGGCAGACCUUUGAAGGUCUCCAUCCAAUAAAGCUCAUUGAAGAAAUGAACUGGCAACCAGUUUAAGCAUAAGAAACACUCGCCCUUGAUUAUGGCAAUGUAAACAUUGAAAUUUUACACCAAGAUAAAUUUAAUAGAGAGUUGCAAUCAUGUUGUAUGAUAUAUGUCAGGCAUAGGCAAACUCAGCCCUCCAGAUGUUUUGAGACUGUAAUUCCUAUCAUCCCUGACCACUGGUCCUGUUAGCUAGGGAUGAUGGGAGUUGUAGUCCCAAAACAUCUGGAGGGCCGAGUUUGCCUAUGCCUGAGAUGUGUUUCAAAGCACUUGUUUGCUUAGUCACAUAUUUUUGACACUUAAAUUAGAAAAGCUGGGGGGGAGGCUAAACUCCCCACCCCCACAAAAACCCACUUUAAAAAGGAUACUGGAUUGGUUCAGACCUCUUUCAUUACCAUAAGGAGGCAAUCAAAAGCUCCCACUCCUACCUGUAAGCUCACCAUUGUUCUACACCUGAAUGUGGAAAACCGUGGUUUAGUUAAAGCAGGCACCCCCAAACUCGGCCCUCCAGCUGUUUUGACUACAACUCCCAUCAUCCCUAGCUAACAGGACCAGUGGUCAGGGAUGAUGGGAAGUGUAUGGUGUAAGAACAAGCCAGGAUCUCAAAUGGUGAUUUCAUAGUGUCCUGUUCUCACUAAUCAUGGCUAAGCAAGCCACAGUUUCCGAAUUCGAAUGUGUCAGAGAAUUGUGGUUUGUUUAACACUUGAAGUGAAAACUUCCUGCCUUCUCCUGUAGCAUAUAAAAGGGGGGAAGCAUGCAGACCCAAGAUUUGUCAGUUUUUUCAUGUAGCAAAAAAAAAAAAAAUUGUUUCCCAUUCUACCUGAACUUGACCCUGGUAUGAAGUGAAGCUUAUCUACAUACCAAGGCCAUUGCAUAGCAGUGUGAAUUUCUAUUAUGUUUAUAUUUGAGCACUGUAAAGAGAAUAUACUAUCUUUCAUCACGUAUCCAGGUGAUUAGAUUAAAGGAAAUCUAACAAACAUUUCAAUAGCAUAUACAUGAAGGAUAGUAUUCCAAACAUUAUACUGAGACAUCCAAUCAAAAUUCUGUUCCAGGUGUUAGUAAGGCAUUGCACCUGACACAGGUUCAAAAUGUUUACUAAAAUAAUCAUUAGGCAGUGGAAAUGAAUAUGAUAAGCAUUGCUAAUGCUAUGUGAUUUUCCAAUACAGUGUUAUUUGUGAUCGGUGAUAAUGCUGUUACAUUGAGCUACACUCAGAGCAGAUUUAUGCUCUGCACAAGCUUAUGGAGAAUGCAAGUGACGUAAAUUUGCUCCUCAUGCAUACCAAUGAUUUUGUGUGUGAUAUGUCGUGGAAAGGUAUAUAAAAAAUGAAAGAUUAAAUAGACGCAGUACAUUAGAGCUUUUAAAACUGGUGUGUGGGUGUGGGUGUGUAUUUGAAGCAACUUUUCACCUAUCCUGGAUUAAAUGAGGACCCAUUCAGAUUUUACAUUCCUGGGUCCUUCCAGGUAGCCAUUACCCCACCAGUUAUGUAGAAAUUCUCAAUACCAAUGCAUAAAAUGAAUGUUCAGUGCUGAUCUGAAUAUGCUCUGUUUUGGGGCCAUUCCCACAAUAAGGAGUAUGACGUUAGGUCCCCUUAUUCACUCCAUUGUACUUUUUGGUAGGCAACUUGUGGUGAAUGUGCUUCCUUCCCAUGCAAACUUCACCAACUGUUUGGAACAGGCAACAUUUGCAUGUGACUAUUGCUCUCCCUGAGCACAGCUCCUUAUUAGGAUGUUACCAAAGAAGCAUGGAAAGAAGCCAUAGGAAAGUGGCUCCCAGAUCUCUGUGGUACUAAUGUAUGGAGCGGCCUUGUCAGAGAUCUAGGUUUGAAAUGAAGGAUGGGGUCAUGUAUAACCAUGUACAGUGGUACUUUGGUUCUCAAACUUAAUCCUUCUGGAAGUACGUUCCAAAACCAAAGUGUUCCAAAACCAAGGCACACUUUCCCAUAGAAAGUAAUGCAAAAUGAAUUAAUCCGUUCCUGACUUUUAAAAGUAACCCCUAAAACAGCAAUUUAACAUGAAUUUUACUAUCUAACGAGACCACUGAUCCAUAAAAUGAAAGCAAUAAUCAAUGUACUGUACUAUAAAAUAAAUAAGACAGUAUUCUAGCUGAACUGGGUUCCACACAGUAACAAACACACAUUAAUCAAAAAAGCCUCAAAAACAAAAACACAAAAUAAAUAGCGAAAACAAAAGCGCCAAACUUAAUCAGUUCCGGAAGUCCAUUUGACUUCUGAAAUGUUCAAAAACCAAGGCACAGCUUCUAAUUGGUGCAGGUGCCCUGGAAACAAUAGCCGACAGCCACAUCAGAUGUUUAGCUUCCCAAAAACAUUCCAAAACAGGAACACUUCUGGGUUUUCAGAGUUUGAGAACCAAAGCAUUUGAGAACCAAGGCAUUUGAGAACCAAGGUACCACUGUAGUAAAAUGGCUAAGUGUCAACCCAGAGAUCAUGCCUGUAUUUUUAAAAACCUGGAACAGCCAUGAAGAUCUUUGGGUGACCAUGGGCAAGUCACCAACUCUCAGUCUGGCAGUGUAGUUUCCCAGCUGUUAGGAAAAUUAUACAUACAUUUAAUAAUAGACAUCCAUUAUUUUGGACCUACUGAUCUGAAGAUGCCAUCACAUCAGUCAUAUUUUAGAAGACUUUUCAAUAUCUUUCAGAACCACAUUGCUGUAAAGUCAGAAAUAAUCUUGUUUGUCUAUUAGCAUUUUUUUGUGAUCUUUUUAUAUGUCAUAUAUUUUGAAUUGCUGUUUAACUGCAGAAUUUUUUUUUCUUAAUUUGUGUUCAUAUAUGAAGUCCACUGGAAAACCAAUAUUUUGUAGCAAAUAUCUUACCAUACAUCAUUUGAAUACAGUACUGAUGCUGUAUGUUUACAUUGUACCGUGUUUCAUGAACUAUCUUGUGGAUAAGGUGCCUGUACAAUGUUUUAUAAUCAAACGAUACUGCAAUAAAAGUUUUCAAAUAUGUAGUGGGACAAUAUUGAAAUAAAUUAUGAACAGUUAGGGAUGAAUAGACAUGUACUUGACUUUUGAGAAUGCAUCAUUUGUUGAAGAUUAAGUUGUAUUGGAGGAAAUAUGAUUUAAAAUUGUGAGAUACAGAUUGAUAAAGGAAAAUAAUUCUGUUUGAUUAAUUGGGGAAAUAGUCAAGUGGAUGUCUAAACAGGAAUUGAACAUGCACAGCUGAUGGAAAUAGGAAUUGAUGGGAAAGUAUUAGAAAUUAAGAAAAGGUAUUUUACUGUAAGCAGUGAAGGA